AUGAAAUCGGAAACCGCCCGCUGUUCCUUCCGUUUCUCUCUCUCUCUCUCUCUCUCUAAACAUGGCGGUGGCACAUGGUGCAAUGAUUCUAUCUCCUGGUGGCCCCCCUGCCCUGCCUGCUCUCCUUCCCUGAAUUCCAAGCGCUCUCUCGCCGCGGGGGACGGGGGGGCCUCUGAUUGACUGCGGUCCAGGAUCCGCGUUGGUGGUUUCGGUACAGCAGCUCGCCAACGGCCCCGCUGGGUACCGCCUUCUGGCUUUCGGCAAUGUAAUCUGGCCUCUCGCGUUGUCUAAUUCCGCAGAUUUCCAGAUUAGCUGCGUCGGCGCCGCUGCGGAGGAUUGAAUUGUGAUCCCCGCGCGUCGAAGGAUCGCUCGAGUGUAGAAAAGAUUUCUGGGUCUGAGCGAAUUGCCCAUUUUAACGGCGUUUCGUAGCUUCCUGUCGCCGAUUUUAUCAGCAUGGGGGCCGCGAAUUCUAAGGUUGAAGAAGAUAAGGCCCUGCAGCUAUGCCGGGAAAGGAAGAAGUUUGUUAGGCAAGCCCUCGAUGGUAGGUGUUCUCUUGCGGCGGCUCAUGUUAUGUACGUUCAGUCGCUAAGGAACACGGGAACUGCUCUCGGGAAGUUUGUCGAACCCGAUGCCCAUGUGGAAUCGUCUUUGUAUACAUCGACGAGUGCCACACCGGGGCCGCUUGCAUUGACGGAGAAGUCCCUUUCACAUUUUUCAUUCUCCUCUCCAUCAUUUUCGCAUCGUGUAGAUACGGCCUAUACUCUUUCCCCAUCUCCAUCUCCUCCUCUGACCUCGACCAUUUAUCAUGCGAAUCAUAUGAAAUACACGGGUACCUAUUCUAGAGAAGUUCAAGAAAAGUUGCCAUCACCUACCACAGGGACAGUGACCUUUUCUAGUAUCCCGCGGAAUACUACGCCAGAUUCCACUGGAAAACCAGGAGCGCCAGCAUUUGAAGAUUCUCCCGUUGCACCUGGAAUGCCCCAAUGGGAUUUCUUUGGUUUUUUCCAUCCGAUCGACCAUCAAUUUUCUUCUCAAGAGGGGAAGCGUAUGAACCAGGGGUUUGAAGAUGCUGAUGACAUAAAAAGGCUUAGGGAGGAGGAGGGCAUACCCGAGUUGGAAGAUGAUGAAGAGAAGGGUUCUACAGACAGAAGUGAAGAAUUUCAGGAUUCAGAUGAUGAAUUUGAGGAGCCUUCCACAGAGACCCUGGUUCGCAGAUUUGAAAAUGUCAAUCGGGUAAAUGAUGAAUCCACGUCUAGUGCCCCUCCCACUGUGUCUUCAGUGAGAAGUGCAACUUCAGAAGGUGAAUUUGCGAAUGGAGACAAAGGCAAGUCUUCAGAUCUGUCAUCACAAAGGGGCAAAUCAGCUGCCGUUGCUCCAUCAACUGAGACAAAGAGAACUCCUGUGAAAGACAACUCUGACGAACAGAAGGUUACAGCAAAGGACUUCUCUUCAAGCAUUAAAGAUAUCGGAUGUCUUUUCAUAAAAGCAUCGGAAUCUGGGAGAGAAGUUCCAAGAAAGCUAGAAGCCAAUGAGUUGCAUUUUCGUCCAAUAUUUCCGGGGAAAGAACGCGCAUCACUCGUUUCUGUCUACCUCAGGACAUGUUUUUCUUGCGGGGAGGAUCGUUGGCAAGUUCAGGAAGAGCCUGCUCAAGCGGCAAUGAAGUACUUAACUUGGAAUAGGACGGGAUCAUCUCGCUCUUCUUCAUCAAGGAAUCCCUUAGGGUUAAAUUUAAAAGAUGAUACCGAGGAGCUUAAUGGCAAUUACACCGGCAGUUUCUGUAUGAUUUCUGGAAGCCAUGCCUCGACCUUGGAUAGGCUAUAUGCCUGGGAGAGAAAGCUCUAUGAUGAAGUCAAGGCUUGUGAUGAGAUCAGGAGGGAUUAUGAUGCCAAAUGUAAAAUUUUAAGGCAAUUGGAAUCAAGAGGACAUCUCGAAUUAAAGGUAAAAACUGACAGAAUUGGUAAAAUUCGUGCUUCCAUCAAGGAUGUACACUCGAGGGUCGUAGUUGCCAUUCACAGAAUUGACUCUAUCUCAAAGAGAAUAGAAGAACUACGCGACAAAGAGCUUCAACCUCAGCUGGAAGAGCUGAUUGAAGGGUUAGGUCGGAUGUGGGAAGUCAUGUUUGAGUGUCACAAGCUUCAGUUCAACAUAAUCUCAGCAGCUCACAGCAGCAGCAACACUAAAAUCCCAGUGUACUCAGAAGCACACCGGCAGCUAACCCACCAUCUCGAAAAUGAACUGAGCUCACUAUCUUCAAGUUUUACAAAGUGGAUUGGAGCCCAGAAAACCUACUUGGAGGCCAUAAACAAUUGGUUCGGGAAGUGCAUUUUGGCUCCCCCAAAACCUUCCAAGAGAAAAAGGUGGGGCGCCCAACCAGCGCCACUGUGGAGCAACGGGCCGCCAAUCUAUGCUACUUGUGGAGUCUGGUUGGAGAAGCUGGAGGCUUUGCCUUCCAAGGAUGUGGCGGAGUCAGUCAAAGGUUUGGCUGCAGAAAUUCACCAGUUUUUACCACGUCAAGAAAGGAACCAAGAAAAGAACACGAAACAUCCUCAAACAACACCGACAUCCUGGGAAGGUGGAACCGGGGCUGAUUCGGAGGUUAACACGUUGAGAGAUCACGCUUCGGAGGACUGGACCACAUGCGUUGACCGCUUCCGGUCGAGCUUGGCUGGAUUUCUCGGUAAGUUGAAUAAGUACGCGGAGUCUUCUGUUGAUAUGUACAUGUCCCUCGAAAAGGGCAUCCAAGGAUCCAAGAGUAAAGUCUGAUAAGUCGAAGUCCCAACCAUGAGAUGUCAUCAGUAUCCAAUACAGAAUCUUGAUCCAGCCGUACGGGGAGGACCGACCAUACAGUAUCGAGUUCAUCUGGAAGCGAACCGGAAAUUCAGUGAGCUUCUUCCCCUUUUCUUCUUGCUCAUGGGGCUUUUUUUACGUGGAAAAUAAAGCUACGGUUUUGGGGGGUUUAUAUGUUUAUCGCCAUGUUGUGUCGGGAAAUAAAAUGGGUGAAGAGAAAGUUGUAUUUUGAGAUGUUCAUAGGCAGGGUGGUAGGUUUUACAUUACGGCUCUGAGCUAGGACCGCUAUCAAACGUAAAGAGGGAUUCACCAACAGAGCUUUCUGUAUAUUAGUUUUGUGAACUCGAUUUAAGUUAUAAUAAAAUCUUUACAGUCGGCUGUGUCUUCAA
Molecule: messenger RNA, 3176 nt
Organism: Syzygium oleosum
Lineage: Eukaryota; Viridiplantae; Streptophyta; Magnoliopsida; Myrtales; Myrtaceae
Product: protein ROLLING AND ERECT LEAF 2-like
Exons: 7
Coding region: 454-2763 (769 amino acids)
Source: RefSeq, a predicted model, not a curated record